Melanotaenia boesemani (Boeseman's rainbowfish) is the source of this 2424-nucleotide messenger RNA. RefSeq names its product enolase-phosphatase E1-like. Lineage: Eukaryota; Metazoa; Chordata; Actinopteri; Atheriniformes; Melanotaeniidae. The record is from RefSeq and is a predicted model, not a curated record. Bases 153 to 935 code for a protein of 260 amino acids. The transcript has 2 exons.
AGAGGUAUAAACACUGCUCUAUAAAACUUCAUUGAAACUACCUGGCUGCAUAAAAACUGAUCUCCGGCGCUAUCCUUGUAUUUCCCCAGACUCGAGUUUCGUAUUUCGAAAUUUUUAAAAGGCAAUCGUUACGUCAUAACCCGGACCGUGAAAUGGAAGAAGUCCUGGCUAACGAAUCACCAUCUGCGCAACAUUGCGACCACAUGGAAAGCGUGGACUUGAUCUGCAAAGCUGUGGCCAAGAUCAUAAAGGGCGAGAUGGCAAAGUUAGAAGAUGAAUUUAUUAGUGCCUUGUGGCAAUUUUGCUCUGGAUUUGAAGAUAAAAAGAGACAGACGGACGAAUUCACUAAAGAAGUCGAAGACGAUAACAAACAGGAACCUCAAAAAUUUGAAUGCAACAGCAAAUCAAAGCGGGACCAGAAAAAGACAAGAAAAGAAACUAGAAAGAAGAAUCCUAAGACUGUCUUUGUCACAAAAUGCAAAAAAUACUCGUUUCAUACUGAAUCAGUACAAGAAUGGAUGAAGAAAAUAGAGGCUACUUAUGGUCCCCAGAAAAUCGAAGUAGUCAGUUAUAAAUCCAAAGAAGAUCCAAAUUCUGGCACCAUUAGGGUGUAUCUCACUACUGGAACGGUUAUGAUAAGUGGUUCAGACAUUGCAAAUAUUAUAAAGUGGUUUGAAGCUCAGACCAAUAAAGCUCAGACCAAUGAAGCUCAGACCGAUGAAGCUCAGACCGAUGAAGCUCAGACCGAUGAAGCUCAGACCGAUGAAGCUCAGACCAAUGAAUCUCAGACCAAUGAAUCUCAGACCAAUGAAGCUCAGUCCGAUGAAGCUCAGACCGAUGAAGCUCAGACCAAUGAAGCUCAGACCAAUGAAGCUCAGACCAAUGAAGCUCAGACCGAUGAAUCUCAGACCAAUGAUGCAGCAAAUCAGGAAUGAAACAUUAGUUAACCCACAACCUCAAGUUCUGCCACGCACUACUUUUAAAAGGCAAACUGAAAUUUAAUCUUUACUGGCAUUAAUAUCACACUUUAAGUACAACUUCAAUAAUCAAUUUUUGUUGUUUUCUCAAGUUUUCUUUUUCUUCUGUGUGUUUGGUGGAAUUCUUUAAUAAAACGGUGGCAUUUCUUAAUGAUUAAAUGAUGAGCUUUAUGAUCCUAAAUAUCUAUGGGGUGUUUUGUGCACUCACUGAGCAGGUGGUAGUUUGAGUCCCUCUCAUAUUUGAAGGUCAGUCUUCCAUAGCUGACAUGGUUGAGAUUCUUCAGCCACUCAAAAUAAGAUACAGUCACGCCACCAGCAUUCAGGUACAUGUCCUGCAAGAGAAGACCUCAUGUAGUCAGACAUCUGCCCCUCAGGAACAUUUAUUCCUCUGUAUUUGGAUUUAUAUGAAUAAAUUACGGUGUUUUGCAACAAUAUGUCUAAGAUUUGAUUGUCAAGGAAAAAUGAUUUGAUGUGAAAUAAAGAUACUGGAAUGAACUUGUUAAAUUAAUAUUGUGACAAGGAUAAUCCAUAACAAUAAAAGAGCAAAAAGAAAGAAAACUUCUGCUUUUUAUUGAUGAUUUUAGCAACUUUUCAGUAACAAAUAACUACAUAACUAGGUAAAAAAGCUAGAAAACAUUACUGCACUUACAACGUUAAUCAGCACAAGAUUUCUGAAUGUGAAUGAAAAGAAAGCUGAAACUGUGAUAUUUAGUAAAUCUGACCAACUAAAAGAUGCAGACAGUGUUCUUGGUCUACUGCCUCAUGCUAAAAGUCUUUAAAUGAUCAUUGAUAAUUCUUUUGAAUCGAUCAGCAGAUCAGCUCAGUGGUAAGAAGUGUUUUUUCAUUUGAGGAUGCUUAGAAAAGGUCAAGCCCUACCUGCCAAAAAAUAAAAAAAAAGAUCCUUAAAAAUGAUUGAUUUACUCAUUCUGUCUCGGUUAGACUACUGCAGCUACCUUUAUAAUGGCUUAGAUCGGUCAUCGCUUCACUACCUGCUGCUCGCUCAGAGUACAGCUGCUCAUACGCUUGCUGGGAGGAAACCACGUGAUCAUAUGACUCCUGUGCUUGCUGCUCUUCACUGGCUUCCCAUUAUGUUUAGGAUACAGCUAAACCAGCAUGCUCCAGUCAGAGUUCUGUGGUCUUCUACCCAGUUCGUCCUGGAGGAUCCAUUUUUCAAGCUUAAAUCCAGGGGUGACAGAUGUUUUGGUCUCCCUCCUUCACAUCAGAACUGCUUGGAAACUUUCUGGUUUUAAGUCUUUGCUUAUGACCCAUUCUUGCACUGACUUUUAAACACAGUUGAGCUUACACUUAUUUAACUUUUUAUUCUUGCUUUAUUGUGUUCAUUGUUUUAUUUGUUUUUUAUUGUUUUAUAGUUUUAUUUUUAUUGUACAGCACUUUGGGUGACUGGGGGUGUAAAUGUGCUAAAUAUAUAAACUUGAACAUAACACAA